Thrips palmi is the source of this 2969-nucleotide messenger RNA. RefSeq lists its product as uncharacterized. The record is from RefSeq and is a predicted model, not a curated record. Lineage: Eukaryota; Metazoa; Arthropoda; Insecta; Thysanoptera; Thripidae. The transcript has 3 exons. The coding region runs from base 21 to 2795 and encodes 924 amino acids.
UCCAGGCACAGGUGUUCAAGAUGCCUAAAAGAUCUCUUGAGUUCAGUUGUGCUGAAUGUCCCACUCUAGGGAAAAUUUUUGUACUUGAUUCCAUCAACCUUCAUUAUCGCAACUGCCAUGGUGGCAUUGCCAUUUUUAGAUGUAGUGUAUGUAGUCUACCCUUCGAUCACAAAACCUCUUUGAUUCGGCACUUGAAACAUGAUCAUGAUACAGAGGGCAGUUUGGAGGAUGGUGCCAGUGGUAGCAAUAUUGUUCAAGAUGAAGUUGCUGACCAGCAACCAACCUCAACCUCAUCCAAUGUUGAAGAACAAGAAGAGAAUGAUGUGCUUACAAGUAUCUCUCAAGAUAGUGACUCUGAUAAUGCGCAACAUUUGGUAGAAGUGACAGAAGAAGUAGCAGCGGAGGUGUGCAACCCUUAUCCCGUUGUUGAUCUAACUUCUGUUGCUGCUAAUAUUAUUAUGGAACUGCGGUCCACUGCAAGAUUGACAGGUGUAGCUAUUGAAAGGUUUCAAAAAGCUUAUGAGAAACUGUUCAUUGCACAAACUAAUAUAGUGAAGAACAAAUUGUUUUCAUCUUUGAAGGAUCGAGGAAUUCCAGCAUCAGAUAUUGUGAAUCUUUUAGAUGAAGUGCACAAAAUUGAAAAUCCAUUCAGCGGGUUGAAGACAACUGACGAACAACUGGAUUAUUUUGAAGAAAAGUAUGGACUUGUAAGACCUGAAGAGUGUCUUCUUGACACACGGAUUGACAAUCGGCUUGAUCCUAAAACAAAUGAAUAUGUCCCAACCCAAGUCACUGAAUCAUUUCAAUCUGUGUCAAUAAUUGACACCUUAAAGUUAGUUCUUUCUCAGAAGAAAAACCGUGACAACAUUUUCCAAGACUACAUUCGCAAGAAGAGUGGUGUUUUAAAAUCAUGGAUGGAUGGAUCUGACUUUGAAAACCACCCUCUCCUGACCAAGUACCCCAAAGCGCUUCAGAUAUGUCUAUUUUAUGAUGAUCUGGAAAUUGCUUCCGCCUUGGGAUCUAAAACGAUAAUUCACAAACUUGGUGUGUUCUUCUUUCAAAUUUUAAAUGGACCAGCUCAUCUGAAGUCAAAACUUUCCUCUAUUCAUCUUCUUGCUUUGGCGUAUGCUGAUGAUUUGAAGAAGCCUGGUGCAUUCAAAAAGGUUCUCUACAAAUUUGUCCAAGAUAUGAAAAAAUUGGGGUCUGAAGAUGGAGUUGUCAUCGAAAUUGAUGGACAACAGCUAAUCAUGAGAGCUGUUCUUGUAACUGUGGCAGCAGACACCCUUGCAGCACAUCAACUGCUUGGCUUCCUAUCUCCCGCUGCUCGCUUCUUCUGCAGAGUUUGUAUGAUCAGCCGCCCCCUUUUUAGGCUUGACGGUAAUCUGGAAGCUGAAUUGAGAACACCUGAAAAUCAUGACAAGCAAGUUGUUGAAGUAAUAAAGGUGCCCAAACUUUCCACUCAAUAUGGUGUUAAAGAAGAGUGUUGCUUGAAUGAAGUUCCUUACUUCCAUUGUGUGGAUGGCUCUGUUUUUGAUGCAUUUCAUGACCUCCUUGAAGGCGUUGUCCCUGCAGUUCUCAAGAUGGUUUUAAGAAAUAUCAUAUACAUUAGAAAGGCUUUGACUGUUCCAGAAUUUAAUAUGAGAAUAGCAUCUUUUUCAUACGGCAUCCCAGAUAGCAAGAACAAGCCAUCUCCCAACUUCACCCUGAAUAUGUUGACUGGUCACGACAAGCCUAAACAGACUGGAACCCAAAUGUGGUGCUUAAUGCGUGCAUUUCCUUUUCUUGUAGCUGAUUGUGUUGCAGAGGGUGAUCCUCACAUGGAGGUUAUAUUUGUGACUCAAGACAUUAUGAAAAUUGUUUUCUCUUUCGAAACUACUGAUUAUGAUUUGGACCACUUAGAUACACUGAUUUUCAGAUUGAUUGACAUGUUUAAGUCUCUCUAUGUUGAUGCCCCAGACCCUAAUGAAGAGGAAGAAGAAGCAGAUCAAAGCAAUCAAGGCGGAGAAGAAGAAAACGAAGCUGAUGUAGAUGAGGAGGGCCUUGAAGCUGAUGAAGAUGAUGUGGGUCCUGAAGCUGAUGUAGAUGAAGUGGUCCCUAUGGCUGAAGCACAGCCUCAGGAAGGACAACAACAGCCACAACAAAGACGUCGGAGAAGGAAGAAACCUCUGAAAGUCCAUUUAUUUAAUAAACUCCAUCAUCUAAAACAUUAUGCCGAACAGCAAAGGAAAAAAGGCCCAAUUGUCAGAUUGUGGUGUGCCAAAUUUGAGGCCUGCCUCAAGCUCUUUCGGCAAUAUGCCAGUAUAUGUUGCAACUUUAAAAACCCACCCAAAACGAUGGCCCAAAUGUUCCAGUUGAGCCACCUUUGGUCUUUGUUGCAUGAUGAUGAGUCCACUUCUGUCGAAUACAAGCCUGAAUCAAACCUUACCCCUGAAAAUAGUAUUCAUAAGGAACUUUUUGUCAAAGCUGGUAUUUCUGCUUUUGUUGAUACGAAGAAGGUCACUAUCCAUGGUGAAGAAUACCGGCCUGGACUGUUUCUAGUUUUUGCUGGAGAAGAACCCAAGUUUUCAUUAAUAUCAGAUAUCUAUGUUGCACCUGAGAAUUCAGUGUAUUUUCUUGUGAAACCAUGGAAACUUGUUGGGUUGAGCGGCAAGUAUAAUGCAUACCAAGUUACUAAAGAUGAUCUCUCAGACUAUGCACUUCUAAGUGUGUCCUCUGUUUCUAACUUUCGCCCUCUUGCCCCUUGGAGCUGUGGCAGUGGCAACAUCUAUAUUGCCCCUCGUACUCAAGUACUCUGAUUUUAUGUUCUCUUCACAUGGAACUUUGACGCAUCAGAAGUCAUUUAUUCUGCCUUCAUCGCAGUUUCAGAAAAUAAAUCUAAUUUAAUUCAAUGAUUAAAAUUUCAUUUGCUAAUUAUGUUUACUCGACAAAGACACAAAAAUUGUCUUGUCUUAUUGGAUAAAUACUAUGGC